GUUUGGACCGUUACUUUGUGUUAAAGACUACUGUAAAUGCAUUUUUAAGGUAAUUCAUACAUCCCAAACACUUGAAAAUCAUUUACUAUCUGCAGAUCCUAAAAUUGUGAAAUGCACUGAUAGUGGAAUACAUACCGGUAGUUAUUUCCUGCAGACUUUUCCUUACUUAUAGUUCUUCUGCUCUUAUUGUAACUUACAGCUUCCUCUGAAAGAACACUGCGAUUGAAUUUGAGCUUGCAUGCAAAGUGUUGUAACUUUUUACCAUUUUCAUUCAAGUGUUUCCCUUCUGUAGAUGCAUUUAAGGCUAAACUUGAGGCCCACAUUUGAUCAGGCCUUAAAGUUUAUGGGUCGGUCUGUUCUGUUUUUUUUUAUACCAGUUCAUUCUAUUUUUACCAUGUUAUGAUAAUUCAUGGCGUUUGGUUUUCCAAAAGAGACAAAUUGACCUGAUUCAAUUAUUUGACAGUAACGAUAAUAAUGUCAUUGCAGUGGUUGUGUCUUUUGUUGUACGGCCACGCGAUCCCUGAGUGCGCCUGUAAUGUCGAUGUAAGCCGCCAAACGAGCCACCAGGCGGCGCUGUGAACGCCGGGCCGACAUCCGGGGACACGCCUCGCUGCCGAAGAAGUAGACGGAAGCAGGAAGCCUUUCUGGUGUAAACGUUACUAGCCUAGCCUCACAAACGUGAGCUCGACACACGUCUGCCUUUCGUUCGUUUUGUUUGGCCCUCAGUGGACAUCAGGGGGGACGCCUCGGAUUCGUGCGUUAAAUGUGAAAAGCGGCGCGGCGCGUUGCAGGCAGCCCGACAGCGUCUGGUAGCCUAGCACUGUAGCUUGUCAACAUCAAACCACACGUUCGCAUAUUUUGACGAUGAAUUUGUUCAAAAACCAAACUUUGCACCCACACCUGCGCGACGAAGAAGCUCUCGUGGUGGAAAACGCCAUUCGCUUGGCGAUAGACUCGAUAAUUAACGUGCUGUACGGCGUCAACAGCUCCAGGACUCGCGAGUACCAGCGGAUGGUGGCCGACAAGGACAAAGAGAUCCGUCGGCUGGAGAGCAGUCUCUCGGAGAUGGAGUGCGAGGUAAAGGUGCUCCGCCGACGGGGAUUCACCUGCGGACUGCUCGGAGGGGAGCGCAGCCCGGUUGGCUCUCGGACCCCCGAUGACCCGCAGACGAUCGAGGGGAGCGGGUUUGAACUGAGCUGCAUCGACACGGAGAUGACAGCCGAGCAGCAGGAUUAUGAAAUGAGUAUCAAUGUAGGCCAUUUUGCAAACCCCCCCUCACAAGUCUCCCCCCAAAGCCAGCUGUCGGCUCCGCCGUCAUCUCGUGCCAGAACAGACCGGUCCUGCAUCUCCCUCUCCUCCAAUUCCUCCGAUGUGUCGGAGGCAGCUGGCAAUCUGCCGAUGUCUCCCAGCAGCUUUGUCAUCAAAGAAGAGCCGUGUGACAUCGCUCCGGUUUUGAUCAAGUUGGAAAUGAGUGAAGAGAGUUUUGGGGAGCUUCAUGAGAGCGCUGGCCAUCCGUAUCAGGACCACCAGAGCCCCAGCGUAAACGAACACCUAGAGAAAGAGAUGGAGAGAAGAACUUUUAAUGAGGACCGCCAUGCAGAUCCAGGCGGUUAUUACGACCCCCAUGACGAACACCUCAGGAACAAGAAGAAGGGCGUGCCCAUGUCUGAGCUGACGGAGGAGGCUCAGAGACAGAAGAGGGCAGCCUGGAGAGCGGCCUCAAGGCGCUACUAUGCCCGGAAGGUCGCCCGCCAGCAGGCGCACCCGUCGCGGCCGGGCCCCGCCCCAUCGCGGCCGGGCCCCUUCCUCGCGCCCUCGGGCCCCGCCCCGUCCCACUUGGGCCCGUUCUUCCCGCGCUCGGGCCCCGUCUCGCACGUCACAGACUCCAGGUACCCUCAUCCCAUCUCUUUCGCGGACAAGAGGAGGAGGACGCUGAUAUCGGAUUUACCGGAGGCGUCUCAGUCCCUGCAGCGGGAGGCGUGGAGAGCGGCGUCCAAGCGGUACUACGCUCGGAAGAACGCUCGCCACCACGCGGAGCCCGUGCACUACGCGCACCUGCUCCAGGACACGGAGGCGCCAAGAGACCCACCGGAACCUAACCGGGCGGGACCCCACGGCAACAGCGGGGGAAUAAUGUGCAGCUGAUGGACGGCGGCGCUGUAGUUGCACAGCAUAAGGACAUUCACAGGGAACACAGGGCGGUUUAUGCAUUUGUUGUGUUGAAGUUGAGAUUUCCCAUCUUCCGAUACGGUCCCCAAAUUUUGAACCUAUAUUGAGGAUGAUUGAAAUAUAAAAACCAACACUGAGCAAAACUCCACACUUUCUACUUUUUCAUAGAUGUGUUCUUUUUCUUCAUUGGGCCUUUCAUGUGCUGCGUUGCAUGUCUGUAGGAACGCGACUGCAGAUCUGAUCCAAGGACAUAAAGUUCAUUAGUUCUAAUGUGACAGCCGCUGGAUCGAUACAGGCUGUACCUGAAACUACAGCCUCUGUAAUGGAGUUCAUCUGAAUGCAGAGGACAGGGCAACACUGUUCUAUUGGAUGAUGAUACAAAUGUCACAUUGUAUUGCUCUGUAAUCAGAACGUUUUUGACAGAUUAUUUUAUGAUUUAUUACUCUUUUCAACAUACGUUAAGGACUUUUUCAUUAUUAAUUUAUGACUGAGUUUUUGAAAUUUAAUAUAUGUUUUUCCAACAUACUAUCACUUAUUUGCUUCAUACUGUACUGCAACAUACUAUGACUUUUUAUUCUUUAUUUCGACAUACUAUUUUGUUUGACAUAGUGUACUACACUAUAACUUUGACGAUGACUUAUAAAAUAACAGACUUAAUUAAGAUUUGUUCGUCACUUUGCUGGACUAUACUAUUCAUAAUUUCGACAGACAAAAUGACUUUUUGGUGAUGUGAUAUUUUGCAUCUCAGCUAAUUUUAUAUUAGCUAUAACUAUUACUUUACUUUGUCAUCACUUUGUUCAACAGGCCUUGCUGUGAUUAUUUUGUGACAUAAUAUAUAGAAACAUUUUCAUAAAUAAAUUCGGUAUUCAGAACUAUA
This is a messenger RNA of Gasterosteus aculeatus aculeatus (three-spined stickleback), 3046 nucleotides long. RefSeq lists its product as uncharacterized. The record is from RefSeq and is a predicted model, not a curated record. NCBI's taxonomy places the organism in Eukaryota, Metazoa, Chordata, Actinopteri, Perciformes, Gasterosteidae.